Messenger RNA from Acipenser ruthenus (sterlet), 1766 nucleotides. Its product is annotated as suppressor APC domain-containing protein 2. The coding region runs from base 78 to 581 and encodes 167 amino acids. NCBI's taxonomy places the organism in Eukaryota, Metazoa, Chordata, Actinopteri, Acipenseriformes, Acipenseridae. The transcript is spliced from 4 exons. The record is from RefSeq and is a predicted model, not a curated record.
UUCACAGCAGAGCCUCUGCCCUCCUCUCCCCUCCCCUCACUCUCUCGCUCUCUCUCUCACCCUCUCUUUUGAUUCUCAUGGCGUGCACAGCCUCUUAUACAGUUGUGAUCAUCCCCCUUGAAAACAGCCCUUGGAGCAGCGAUGCACUGCGAUUCUUCCUUUGGCUGAAGAGACUGAAGGGUCUGGAGCAGGAGAAGGACUGUUUGUGCAAUGGGCUGAGUGUUUUGGACCGGGCUCGUUUCUGGUACUGCCAGCAGAUCGCCGAUCUGAAGGAAAGACAGCAGUGUAUUAGCACAGAAGACACUGAUGAUAUUGUCGGGGAUUUCUUCCUCAAGUCUCGAAUCCAGGAAGUGAAUCACUGCCUUGAAGACUUGAUGUCUGAUUCCGUAAGCCAUAAGCAACCGGAUUGUCACCAGCAAGUUUUCAAUUUCCUUAAAGAACAGAACAGAUUACUGAGACAGGAAGUUAACGAGAAAAGUCAGCGGAUUUCACAUCUGGAAGGGGAAAGGCGCGACCUCUUAAAACAGCUGGAUGACCUCAGAGCCGUUAGCCCCGCCCACAGGGGUCGCACAAUCAACUGAAGGAUGUUCCAGAUCAGUUGUUGUUGCAUUUCCUGUGUUUGAACGACAGCAUCUUGUUUCUCCACUCCCAGUUCUUUUUUUUUCAUUCCAUGGAAUUUUUAAUAAAUAAAUAAUAAGGUAAAAUGAUAACUGAAAGAAAAACCCUUCAGUCUGUAUUUCAAGGUGACCAUAUGGCUCCCGGGUUCACUUUAACACUUUGGAGCACAUUAGGUUUUACAUUAUUCAAAGUGCAAUGCAUUCAGAUAGCCUGUACCCCUGUUUGUUUGCCUGUUUAGAUUGUCAAAAGUAACCUCGCACCUUGAUGUGGUAGAAAUAUGUAAUUUUUCCCCCUCAGAAUAUCUUGCAUACAGGUGAUUUGUGUUCUAUUCAUUUUUUAACUUAGGCUAAAAAGUCUAGUUCUUCUAUAUCCUUAGCACUGGCCCCAUUAUCACUGGUCCCCCUUUAAAUGAAUGCUAUGGUAUAUUAUUUAACACAAAUUAAAGGAGUGCUGCCAGCUCUUCAUGGUAGUGCGUCAAUAAGCAUGAAAUCUAUAAUAACUGUGAAAAAAACACAGCCUUACUCAUGAUGAACUGCGAAGGGUAAAAAGGAAGAACACCAAAUCAAUUUUAGGGAAACUGUGUCUGUGACUGACUGCAUCUCACUGAGUCAUUAGUGUUAUUCUGGAAUUGCCUUUUGUUUGACAAAAAAGUUUGACGAAAUACAUUUGUAUUACCCUGAAGAAACUGAGGCUAGCAUUACCAGCAAUAGCAACUUGUAUUUAGAAUAAGUAUUGCACAGUACAGACAGACAGUGGGUCUGAUAAGUCUGGUAUAGCUGCAUUUACCACACAAUCUAUCCUAUAUCAUUGGCACACAAUACAUUGUAGUCUACUGUGUUUUGUUUAUUGCUAGUUAUAUAAUCUAUGUGACAUCUUUUGAUAAGUAGAAUCUCUGUAUCAUUCAUUUUCAUUUGGGUUCCACAUCCUGUUAUUCUGCAAUAAAGCUGAUUCUAAUACAAUAUAGAAUAUAUUCUGAUACAAACAAUCUGAUAGAAAGAAAUCUUCAAUGGAUCUCAAUAAGCAGUUUGGCACACCAGGGUGUGUGUGUGUGUGUGUGUGUGUGUGUGUGUGUGUGUGUGUGUGUGUGUGUGUGUGUGUGUUGUUUUUGCAUGAUGUAACCCUAUCCUUACCCCAACCCUAGCCCUCAC